ACACUGUUUUUCAAUUCCCUCAGGCUCCCCAAAACACGCUCGAUGGACAACUUGGUGUCUGCUUGUGAGAACGGCGUGCCGCUCACCCGCACCUCGAGUGACCCCAACCUGAACAAGCACUGCCAGGAGUCCAACCAACCCGCGGCCAUCCAGAGCGCCGCUUCAUCCGAGGACCCGCCUGAGCCGGGGUGUGAGGAAACCAGCUCUUCAAUAUCUCGUGAGGACGAUUUAGGGGUGGAGCCUUGUUUGACAACCCAGCCCCUUCCAUCUUUGCCCCACCCCUUAGCGGUAGACCAAGCCCCGCCCCUUCCGGUCACAAACCAAGCUCCGCCUCAAAUCCCAAUUAGCUCACCACAGGAAAUCAGGACUGCAGAAAACACAAAUCCACCUCUUUGUAACGGCUUCGCACACGUAGGAAACGCUAGCGGAUCUGCGAACUCUGAAGCCAUUGCACCAAUGGAGGCGUCAGUGGAGACGCUAACGGAGCAAAGCGCAAUCCCUCCUUCUAGGAAAGCCAUUGACGUGGCGUUCGAAACGCUGAUACGAAACGGCGAACUGGUUCCCACCAGAGAACGACCACCACCCGCCGACUACGCCAAAGCAGCCCGCCGUUUGAUUUCCCAAAGCCAACUGACAGAGCUAUCGCUGCUAGGUUCCCAAUGGGACAGCGUCCAAGGCCUGGUCCAGUCGGCCUGCGGCGGCGCCAUCAAACAUGGCAGCUAUCACAGCCGCCGCCUAGCAAACAAGCUCCUCCGUGCCCAAGCCGGAAGCGCUAAUGGCGGGCCGUGUUGCCGUCGAGACCCUCUGCGCGCUCCUGGAAGCCCCAUCCAGUCGGGCUGGUUCUCUGCGGUGAGGAACUCCAGCUACGCCGCGCUUUGUUCCUCGGCGGCGUCUUCGCUAGCAAUGGGACCGUCCUUCCGGCAGCUGCUCCCGUCGCAUUCCUCGGCCUCCUCCAGCGGCUCUCCGGCUCCGGCGCACCUGGACGACGACGGGCUGCCGGUGGCGGUGGACGCGGUGCAGCAGCGGCUGCGGCAGAUCGAGGCCAGCUACAAGCAGGAGGUGGAGGUGUUGAGGCGGCAGGUUCGACAGCUGCAGCUCAAACUGGAGAGCAAGCAGUUCUGCACGCCGCCCUCUGAACCCGACGUCGACUACGAGGACGAUAUCACGUGUCUGCGGGAGUCAGACGGCAGUGACGAGGAAGACUCUCUGUCCAGUCACAGCGAGGAUCGCUUGAGCGAGGGCAGCUGGGACCGUGUGGAGAGGAAGGACACAGAGGUCACCAGAUGGGUGCCGGAUCACAUGGCCUCUCACUGCUUCAACUGCGACUGUGAGUUCUGGAUUGCCAAGAGACGCCAUCACUGCAGGAACUGUGGGAACGUGUUUUGUAAGGACUGCUGUCACCUGAAGCUGCCCAUCCCAGACCAGCAGCUGUACGACCCGGUUCUGGUGUGCACCCCCUGCCACGACCUGCUGCUGGAGUCCCGCACGCGAGAGCUGCGCUCGCAACAGCUGAAGAAAGCCAUCGCCACCGCCUCCAGCUGAGACGGCCAAUCACAGCGCGCCACACACACACUGGCGUCCAAUCACACGCCCGUCUUUUAGAGCAAGAGCCGCUCUCUCCUCUGGAGUCCGGAUCGGCUCUGAGACUGAUCCACACGAGGAACAGGACGGAUCAACUCCAAACACGAGUGCGGUUUGCGACGGAGGGGCGAUUUUAUCACUGCAAGUGAACUCCAAGCUUCUCUGAUUGAGGACAGAAACCGGACCCAAAGGAUCCUUGGGUUCCAAAGAGAGGCGUUUCUUCGUCUGGAAAUAACCACACGGCCCGUAUGCAUCACACACAUCCAGAGGCUCUCUAUUUAAAACCAACCAAGCUGCUAGUAUUUAAAACCGAAAAAUUCUACUUUUGUAUCCUUAUUAUUUUGUGCACUACAGAGGGGGUUUGAGACCAAAACGGGGAGAUCUGCAGCAGUUCGUCUGCUGACAUGAAGCUUGAAUGUACGGCUGUUUGGUUUAUUUUGAUUUUUCAGAAACUGGAGGGAGGGACUGAAUUUAAGCUGCCAGUUUGCAUUGAUUUGAUGGCAGUUUUUUUGUUUUUCAGCCACUCGCGUCAAAACUGCGCUUUCGCUGAAAUGUGAAAUGGUUUCACUCGCGACUUUAAAUGCCAAACUCAAACUCAAAUUCCAACAUAUCAGUAAUAUAUAAACAGAAGCACUCCUAAAUUCAUGUUUCAUCUGGCUGGUUGUGUUUUGUAACAGGAAAAGCAAGAAAAAAACCGAGCAAGCUGAACAUUUAUGCUGUAUGUUGUUGUGUACGUUACGGUAAAACUAUAGCCAUGUUGCACUGCUCCGUCUACUUUAUCCAGAAUACUAGUGUACUAGUUUCUUUUCUGUGACUUCAUCUGAACAAACCAACGACGAUAAUUAAAAUGACAAUCUGAAACAGGUGAAUCAUUGGAAACUGGUGGCGAUUUAAAGGACUUUUGUAUUGGAGGGUUUGACCGCUUCGCUGCUGUCCACUCACGUUCUCAACAUGUUCAAAACAAGUGCUAUGAUUUCUUUUUCACGUCGUCCGCGUCUUCAGGCCCUACGUUGAUUGUGUAUUGUAAUGUUGGUGAACCUCUCAACAGUGCCAUGUGUUUGAUUUUCUUAUGGAUUCACUUUAACAUGUUAGAUGGUACAAUAGCUAGAGGCUUAACAAUCAGAGGAUGAUUUGUUGAGAAUCGAUGAGGUUAAAAACACUGAGAACCGGUUUGAUUUUUGUCUGAUGGGUUUAAUUUUUCUUCUCCGUGGUGUUGAUGAAGGACACAUUUCGAGUUAAAUGCAUUGAAAAGGAACCCAGAAAUGUGAUAUAUUAUAUAGUUAUUUGGUCUGUAAUAGUGGCUAAAAUGUGUCACUUAGUGAAUAAUUGUUGUAAAGAAAUGCACUGUACAAGUUCAAUCCCAUGGGUUAAAUAAAAAGAUAUGUCUUUAU
Messenger RNA from Sinocyclocheilus rhinocerous, 2972 nucleotides. Its product is annotated as myotubularin-related protein 4-like. The record is from RefSeq and is a predicted model, not a curated record. Bases 43 to 1542 code for a protein of 499 amino acids. The transcript is spliced from 4 exons. Gene Ontology annotation, molecular function: metal ion binding. NCBI's taxonomy places the organism in Eukaryota, Metazoa, Chordata, Actinopteri, Cypriniformes, Cyprinidae.